Molecule: messenger RNA, 2108 nt
Organism: Rhea pennata
Lineage: Eukaryota; Metazoa; Chordata; Aves; Rheiformes; Rheidae
Product: TGF-beta receptor type-2-like
Exons: 7
Coding region: 125-1828 (567 amino acids)
Biological process (GO): protein phosphorylation; transforming growth factor beta receptor signaling pathway; cellular response to growth factor stimulus
Cellular component (GO): signaling receptor complex; plasma membrane
Molecular function (GO): type I transforming growth factor beta receptor binding; transforming growth factor beta binding; activin receptor activity
Source: RefSeq, a predicted model, not a curated record
CGCAGCCGGGCUGGGAGCUGCCGGGGCGAAGCCGAAGCCGCCGCUCGGGGCUCGAGGGCCGCCCGCGCUGGGGGGACAUGCAGCGCCCGCGGCCGUGAAGCCGGGCGCCCGCGCGAGCCGGAGGAUGGGAUCCGGGCAGAGAGCCGCUCUGCUUUCCCUGCUCCUGCUGUCCUCGGCCUGGCGCGCUGGGGCGCGCCGCAGCCUGAAGACCAACCUGUGCAAAUGGUGCGACUCGACGCCGCCGGCCUGCGAGGAGCGGGUCUGCUACAGCAACUGCAACCUCAACUCCUACUGCGAGAGCCCCUACGAGAUCUGCGUGGCCAUCUGGAGACAAGACAACGAGAGCAUCAGGAUCAGCACGCUCUGCCACAACCCCCACCACCCCAUAGAGAACCUCAUGGUCCCAAACUACAACACCUCACGUUGCAUCAUGACCUACCAGCCCAGUGAGGAUGGGAUCAUCUACAUCUGUGGCUGCGUGGACGAGCAGGAAUGCAAUGACAAGCUUAUCUUCGAAAACCACACCAACGGAUACUCCAUGCUGCAGAGCAAAGAGGUCAUCCCAGUGGCUGCCAUCAGCCUCCUGCCACCGCUGCUCGUGGCCGUGAUGAUCACAGUGAUAUUCUACCUCUGCCGCACGCAGAAGCAGAGGAAGCGAGCCAAGGCAUGGAGCCAGAAACACACACAGCACCCGACUUUGCCCGACCGAGGGAAGGCCGCCGAGCGUGAUGAGAAGUUGUCGGUGAUGACGGAUGACAAUCAGGCCAGCAUGAGCUCUACCUGCGCCAACAGCAUCAACCACAACACCGAGCUGCUUCCCAUCGAACUGGACGAAAUGGUGGGGAAAGGCCAGUUUGCCGAGGUCUGGAGGGCAAAGUUAAACCACACCAGCUCAGGGCAAUACGAGACAGUGGCUGUGAAGAUCUUCCCCUGUGAGGAAUAUUCCUCCUGGAAAAAUGAGAGCCAGAUCUUCACGGACGCCAGCCUGAAGCACGACAGCGUCCUGCAGUUCCUCACAGCUGAGGACAGGGGAUCGGGGCCCCGGAAGGAGUACUGGCUCAUCACUGCCUACCACAGCCGGGGCAACCUCAAGGACUACCUGUCCCGGCACAUCCUGAGCUGGAUGGACUUACAAAAAAUGGCAGGGUCCCUCGUCAACGGGGUGGCUCACCUCCACAGCGACUACACCGCUUGCGGCAGGCCAAAAAUCCCCAUCGCUCACCGGGAUAUCAAGAGUACCAACAUCCUGGUUAAGAACGAGCAGGAGUGCGUGCUCUGCGACUUCGGCAUUGCGAUACGCCUCGACCCUUCCCUGACGGUUGAUGACUUUGCAAACAGCGGGCAGGUGGGCACCGCCAGGUACAUGGCUCCGGAGGUUCUAGAGUCCAGAGUGAAUCUGGAAGAUCUGGAGUCUUUCAAGCAAAUGGAUGUCUACUCCAUGGCCCUGGUUUUAUGGGAAAUGGCCUCCAGAUGUGAGGUGGUAGGAGAAGUAAAAAAUUAUGAGCUACCUUUUGGGUCAAAAGUCCAGGAGCAGCCCUGUGUGGAUACCAUGAGAGACAUCGUGCUGCAUGGCAGAGGGCGCCCCGAGAUCCCCAGCAACUGGCUUGUGCAUCAGGGGAUGCGUUUUCUGUGCGACACCAUCACGGAGUGCUGGGACCACGACCCUGAGGCUCGCCUCACAGCCCACUGCGUGGCCGAGCGCUUCAACCUGAUGGCGCAGAUGGACUGCGACGACAUCCUCAACAACAACACGGACAACGAUGCCGGCAAAACUACAUGUCCCAGCGGGGAACGCCAAGGCAGCGAUGGGAGCAGAACCGUGCAGUGAUGCAGCAGGCAAAAAGAAGUGAGGGGAAAGGUGACAAGCAUUUAGCUCGUGGUAAAAGGCCCUCGCUUCAUUUUUCAAAGCGGAGCUAAGAUCCAACACAUAACUUAUUUAUAAGACCUGUUUCAUCCCACAGAUCCAGUGCAGAAAACUGUGGAACCAGUACUUUGGCUAAAGUGCAACAUUGUAUAUGAACUGAUUUUGUACUUACUUUAACUGUAUAACGAUGCAAAGCAUUUCUUAUUAUUUUUUAAAAUAAUAAUGUUUAAUCUUUUAUUAAUAA